Messenger RNA from Thrips palmi, 1039 nucleotides. RefSeq names its product enhancer of split mgamma protein-like. Gene Ontology annotation, molecular function: RNA polymerase II cis-regulatory region sequence-specific DNA binding; protein dimerization activity; DNA-binding transcription factor activity, RNA polymerase II-specific. The coding region runs from base 308 to 1039 and encodes 243 amino acids. The transcript has 5 exons. Gene Ontology annotation, cellular component: nucleus. The record is from RefSeq and is a predicted model, not a curated record. Gene Ontology annotation, biological process: anterior/posterior pattern specification; regulation of transcription by RNA polymerase II; regulation of neurogenesis. NCBI's taxonomy places the organism in Eukaryota, Metazoa, Arthropoda, Insecta, Thysanoptera, Thripidae.
CUCCGCGUCGCCGUCUGGCCGGGACGGUUCCCAGAGGUUCCCAGGGGAGGAGGAGGAAGGAAAUCAGUUGCCGAGCUGCGUUCCGACGGUGCGGUCAGGUUGUGCGCUGCGUGCUGCGCUCAGUGUCCGUGGCUUCGAGUUGUCGAGUCGGGCAGCGGCACGCCCUCCACCUCGUACUCAUGGAUGAGUAGUGCAGUGCCAGUGGUUGUGCCCCAGUGACGUGUGUGCUCUGUGCCUCCGAGUGACGAGUGACGUGCUAGUGACGUGUCAGUGACGUUCGGCGCCCAGGAUACUUCCCUUCACACGCAUGACGGCGGGCGAGAUGCUCAUGAUGGCUUCGCUGAGGGAUCCAUACGCGGCGGCGGCGGCGGGCGUGGGCAUGCUGGCCGCGAGUCAGCUGGCCCAGCUCAACCAGCUCAUGAUGCAGCAGCAACAGCAGCAGCACGCCCAGCAGCUGCAGAUGCAGCAGUCUCCACUCAGCCCCUCACAGCCCACCUCCUCCAUGCACAUGGGCGGCCCGGCCAUGGGCACCCCCCUGGGCACCCCCCUGGGCAUGGGCUCGCCUCCCGAGUGCCAGUCGCCGCCCAUCUCCAGGACCUACACGUACAAGAAGGUCACCAAGCCCCUGCUGGAGCGCAAACGGCGCGCCCGCAUCAACCGCUGCCUGGACGAGCUCAAGGAACUCAUGGUCGGCGCGCUGGAGGCCGAAGGCGAGAACGUGAGCAAGCUGGAGAAGGCCGACAUCCUGGAGCUGACAGUCCGCCACCUACAGCGCAUCACCAAGCCGCGCGACGCCGCCGAGGACGCCAGCCGAUUCCAGGCGGGCUUCAGCCAGUGUGCCAGCGAGGCGUGCCACUUCUUGUUGGGGCUGCCCGGCCUGGACGAGGCCGUGGGCCGGCGCCUCGUGGCGCACCUCGGCCAGGUCGUGACCCAAUUGCAAUAUCAGUUUCGUUGGCCUGCUGUUCCAACAUUGGCAUUGUUACUUAUAGAACUAUCUCAAAUUUGGUUCCAUUUUCUAUUGUAUGACCAAAAUUGCUAA